AUGGAUACCUUCAUCUCAGCCAGAAUGGGUUCUUCUUUGCAAACACCUCAACAGACAAGCCGGUUUCCGGAAAUGGCGGACAUUCUGUGUCGUAAGUAUAACAGUUUUUGAUGACCUUAGAAAAGUUUAAAACUUUAUUGUAAUAACUUGAUUAUUUGCAGAGUCAUUGUUGCCACGGACAAAGGCCAACUUCACUGAUGGAAUUGCCUUUUGUCGUGUUAUUAAUGAAAAUAAAACGCCUACAAAGCCUUGCGAUUUCCAGAGCCCGGAUGACUUUUAUUAUGUGACCCAAUAUAAGGAUAAGAACGGCGAUUCUGAUGUGCAGGAUAUCUACGAUUAUGCAGGCGGGAGUCAUCGAAAAACAGCUGUGGUUUUCAAACAUCGAGAAGUUCGGCGUGGAAUGUGAGUUUUGGGUAAACAGUGAGGGAGCUGAUCCAGUGGCAAAAAACGUGACAUUUUGCAUCCGGGAAGUAUCAAAAAUGUGGCAAAAUGCCUCCCUCUCCAACUAAAAAACUCCGUUUUGAACUGUUCACCCUUUCCCUCACAAAAAGAGUGGGCGCGCUUUUGAAAUCGGGGUUUUUUUCACUUGGAAAAUGAGGUGUUUUGCUGCAAAAUGGUACGUUUUUGACCAAUGGUUUAGGCCCGCCACUGUAGGUUGGAAAGAGAGAUUUUGAGUCACUUAUAGGGCAGUCAUACAAAAAUUCGAAAUCCCUGUGUUAGCCUUGUUAAUUUCUCGGUGGCCUUAGAAAACCCUAGUCUAAAAAAGUUUCAGAAAAUUGAAAUUAAAUUGACCUUGUCCAAAUCUUUAGCUUGCUCAACUAGAUCUCCUGUGACAAAUAUAUUCUCACCAAUUUCCCUUUCAGAUGGUGUUUAUAUUACCUCUCCGGUAAUCCUCGAGUUUCAAAGAAAGAUCUCAAAGUAAUCGACACUAAUUAUCAAUACACCCAAAAGGCACAUGGCGGUCUUUUUGUAAUCUCAUUUACUGGCAAGCACAACAGCCCAGAUGUUACAGUAUUCCAGUCAGUUCCCGAUAAUAAUGUCUCCAUCAUGUGGCAAGUCCCUCAAAUUAUUGUAAUGUCAAUCGGAGAAAUCUUGAUCGCCGUUACCGGGUUGGAAUUUUCAUAUCAAGAAGCGGCGCCGUCAAUGAAAUCUGUCGUCAGUAAGUGGUCGUAAUCAUCGUAUGACAGCUCCAAUUGCUGUAUUAUUGGAUAAUAAUAACAAUAUUGCCUCAGGUUACAAUAUUACUUUAGGUUCCCUCUUCCUCCUAACCAACGCCAUUGGAGAUUUGUUGCUGAUUGGGAUUACAAAAAUCUCAUUCUCCAGGAACAUGGCUGUUUAUUUCUUCUUGUUCUGUGGCCUGAUGACGGUGACCAUGGUAGUCUUUACUCUUCUGUCAAUAUUUUACUAUGAAUACAAGAAAGAUGAAGAGAGUUUUGUUGAUGAGAUAGACAUGGAAGAUGAAGAUGACUUUACAAUGACGAGUUUAAAAGAUGAACUUACUAAUAGUAAUAAACCUAGAAAAUGA
Molecule: messenger RNA, 1525 nt
Organism: Bursaphelenchus xylophilus (pine wood nematode)
Lineage: Eukaryota; Metazoa; Nematoda; Chromadorea; Rhabditida; Aphelenchoididae
Source: the annotation of a GenBank genome assembly